AAGCUGCUGUCCUGACAUGAGUAUAGAAAUGAAGUUGUUGCACAUGCCCAUCUAGUGUGCAGUCUAUUUCCUUUACUGAACUUCACUACACAGCAGAUAGAUGACUCAACUCAGCAGCACAGCAUCUACAUGUGCAGCUCAAUGGAAGAUGUGGCUUGUCAAGAUCUUCAGUGUCAUAUAUUUUACUGCGGUUUGUGCAGCUCCGGGUUCUCAAGAUGGCACACCUAUACCGACUCUGAAGCUGCUGAGUCCCUGGCAGGAUGUUUUCGAAAAUGAGGCUGUGGAGUUUAGCUGUGAAGACAGCAGCCAUGACUGGGUGUUCACCUGGUACAGAAAUCAAAAGAACGUUACGGCGGAUGAGGACCAGAACCUGGAAGAAGAUCAUUCAUCUCUCAACAUUACCUCGGUCACUCGAUCCCAUCAAGGAGUCUAUGCCUGCAAAGCUCUUCCCGAGGAUAAUAAUGGACAUAGCUCUGCAUUCAGCAACACAGUUAAUGUCACAGUUUAUGAAAAAACACCAAAACCAACAGUGAGCAAGGUUCCAGGUUUUAACCCCAUGUAUGUUGGAGAAACAGUGAACUUCACUUGCAAAGUCCAUGUGUCCUCUGGCUGGAAGUAUGAGUGGUACAGAGAUGGAAAUAAACUCCCUGACACCAACGAAACCAUCAGCAUCCAUCUUGGUAUUUCUGAAAAGGGGGAAUACUGGUGCAAGGCCACAAGAGGUGAAACAACAUCAACAAACAUCAGUGAGAAAAUACAACAAGAUGUUCUUGGAAUUCCCGUUCCAUCUUUGAAGCUGGUAACAUCGUGGUUGGAUGUGUUCCCCACUGAGAGAGUGAAGUUGAGCUGUGUGAUGGACGGCACCUCUGACUGGACUUACACGUGGUACAGAGAAGGGCAGCAGGUCCUAGCUGAUGGUACUGUAUCUUUUGACUCGAAUGGAGCUACUCUUUCCAUCAGCUCUGCUUCAGCUGCACAUGCAGGACAAUAUAACUGCAAGGGACACCUGAAAGACAGGUCUGUCAGCAGCAACUCUAGUUCUGGACUUACUGUCAAAGUAUAUGAUAAGAAACCCACUGUCAUACUGACACAGGAUCCAGAGUACAAGGUGAUGUUCCCUGGAGAGUCAGUCUCCUUUGGCUGUCACAUUAAUGUCUCUACUGGAUGGGAAUACCUAUGGUACAAAGAUAGCAAUCAACUUACCGUAUCUGGAAACAAGUAUCCAAUCAGCUUAGUUGGAAUAACAAAUAGUGGGUCAUAUACAUGCAAAGCAAAAAGAGGCAGUGAUCAAGCCUUCAUCACUGACUCCAGUCAGGCUGUACGCCUUGAAGUUGAAGGGAACAUGCCUAAACCCUCGAUGACUCAACAGCCAGAUGUUAACAAGGUGUACACUGGAGAGUCAGUGUCCUUCAAAUGUGAAGUUAAACUCUCAUCUGGUUGGCUGUAUCUCUGGUACAAAGAUGGAACACCACUCCCAAUCAACAGCAGUAGUUUUAACAUCCAUAAUGCCACUUCAUCAAACAGUGGGACUUAUAAGUGCAUGGCCAUAAGAGACAAAACAACGUACAGCACAGAGCACAGUGAUUCACGGAUCUUACGCGUAUCUGAAAUUCCUGUUCCAUCUUUGAAGCUGGUAACACCGUGGUUGGAUGUGUUCCCCACUGAGAGAGUGAAGUUGAGCUGUGUGAUGGACGGCACCUCUGACUGGACUUACACGUGGUACAGAGACGGGCAGCAGGUCCUAGCUGAUGGUACUGUAUCUUUUGACUCGAAUGGAGCUACUCUUUCCAUCAGCUCUGCUUCAGCUGCACAUGUAGGACAAUAUAGCUGCAAGGGACACCUUAACGACAGGUCUGUCAGCAGCAACUCUAGUCCUGGACUUACUCUCAAAGUAUAUGAUAAGAAACCCACUGUCAUACUGACACAGGAUCCAGAGUACAAGGUGAUGUUCCCUGGAGAGUCAGUCUCCUUUGGCUGUCACAUUAAUGUCUCUACUGGAUGGGAAUACCUAUGGUACAAAGAUAGCAAUCAACUUACCGUAUCUGGAAACAAGUAUCCAAUCAGCUUAGUUGGAAUAACAAAUAGUGGGUCAUAUACAUGCAAAGCAAAAAGAGGUAGUGAUCAAGCCUUCAUCACUGACUCCAGUCAGGCUGUACGCCUUGAAGUUGAAGGGAACAAGCCUAAACCCUCGAUGACUCAACAGCCAGAUGUUAACAAGGUGUACACUGGAGAGUCAGUGUCCUUCAAAUGUGAAGUUAAACUCUCAUCUGGUUGGCUGUAUCUCUGGUACAAAGAUGGAACACCACUCCCAAUCAACAGCAGUAGUUUUAACAUCCAUAAUGCCACUUCAUCAAACAGUGGGACUUAUAAGUGCAUGGCCAUAAGAGACAAAACAACGUACAGCACAGAGCACAGUGAUUCACGGAUCUUACGCGUAUCUGAAAUUCCCGUUCCAUCUGUGAAGCUGGUAACACCGUGGUUGGAUGUGUUCCCCACUGAGAGAGUGAAGUUGAGCUGUGUGAUGAACGGCACCUCUGACUGGACUUACACGUGGUACAGAGACGGGCAGCAGGUCCUAGCUGAUGGUACUGUAAUUUUUGACUCAGAUGCAGCUACUCUUUCCAUCAGCUCUGCUGCAGCCUCACACCGUGGACAAUAUAGCUGCUCAGGAAAACUUAAGAGCAGGUCUGUCAGCAGCACCUUCAGUUCUGUACAAACACUUGGUGUUUACGAUACAAAGCCCAGAGUCACACUGAUGCAGAAUCCCAUGCACAAUGUGAUGCAUACUGGAGAUUCAGUCUCCUUUAGCUGUCACAUUAAUGUCUCUUCUGGAUGGGAGUACCUGUGGUACAGAGAUGACAAUCAACUUGUCGUAUCUGGAAACAAUCACACCAUCAGUUCUGUUUUGAGAACAAACACUGGAUCAUAUCACUGCAAAGUUAAAAGAGGCAUAUAUGCAGUCCAGAGUCAGGCUGUGAAACUUGACAUUGAGGAACGCCCAUUAGCAUAUAUAACUCUGUUAACUGGGUGGUCCGAGGUCUUCUCUACUGACAGCUUGGUACUCAGAUGUAGGGUGCUAGAAAGCCAGGACAUAUGGAACUACACAUGGUUCAAAGAGGGGCACCCAAUCAAUUUCUCUCUCUCUGAGAAACAUACAGUCACACCGGAGAAUGACCCUGAGCAGAGCCUGUACACCUGCAAGGGCAUUCGCACAGGUAGACCAUCUUACUCAAAAACCAGUGAUUCGUUCCACACCAAGAACCUUCUUUUGAAGAGGAGGGUGCUUCUUUCCAUCUCUGGUUUUAUCUUCUUUGCCAUCAUUGCCAUUUUCAUUGGAUGCAUUUUCCUCAGAUUCAUCCGCAAACCAGGUAAUGGUGAAGACAAGCCAGAGGAGACAGAAUUGUUUCUCACCAUGGCUCAGCUAAAGGACCGUGAUGAUGCACUCUGUCCACUGGUUCAGUACAUCACAGAUGCAGAACUGAAUGCUUCAUCUAAAAAAGAAGCGGACGAGAAUGGCACGAUUUCCGAUGAAACAACCCCGUUACCAAUAUCCUCGCAGGAGGACCAAGCUGUGACGAGUGAGAGCCAUGAUACAACAGAAAACAACGGUGGACUGGUUUCCUUUAAACAAUGAGUGACUGAAGCUCUAUUUGCAUCGGUUUAGCAGAUAAUAAUAAGUCUAUAGACUUACUAUAGCACUGUGAGGCUUUAAUGAGCAUUUUUUUGAUGUAUUAAAACUGGAAAGAGAAUCUCGCUACUGCGAUGCUUACCACCAGCGGGGCAUCAAAUUCAAAGUUUUGACUUGUCUGCAGUGCUAAAUAAAGGUUGAAUAAAUUCAUUAAGAUUCUUCCUCUGGGGACUGUAAAUGUUUGUACCAAAUUUAAUGACAAUUAAAAUAGUUAACGGGAUAUAUUGCACCCUGAACCAACAGAUUGGCUGACAUUGCCAUAUAAAUGUGUACAGAUUCGUUCUGCACUGAACAUUACUUGGUAGCACAAUACUGUUAGAACUGUAUAUAUUUAAUUCACAUCAUUGUAUUGAUGAACUGUUAAAGGCACUAUUAAAAUAUGAAACAUUAUUUAUGUGAGCAGCAUCAAUCAUAUACAUGGUUAGCUUUUAUUGUUAGCAAUUAUUAUAUGCACUGUACAUAAGUAUUGAUCUGCAGGAGAUGUUAUUAAUCCUCCUUAAGCAA
Sander lucioperca (pikeperch) is the source of this 4192-nucleotide messenger RNA. Its product is annotated as hemicentin-1-like. Gene Ontology annotation, molecular function: transmembrane signaling receptor activity. The record is from RefSeq and is a predicted model, not a curated record. Gene Ontology annotation, biological process: cell surface receptor signaling pathway. The transcript has 19 exons. NCBI's taxonomy places the organism in Eukaryota, Metazoa, Chordata, Actinopteri, Perciformes, Percidae. Bases 101 to 3634 code for a protein of 1177 amino acids.